AUGAGCUCCCAAGGAAACGACCCGCCCGCAUUGGAUGUCGCCGCAAGUGAGCUCGUCGAGUCUCUCAACGCCCUGACCAAUCAGAUUUAUGAGACCUCCAAGGAAUACAAGGACCCCUCGGGGCAACAAGGUCUCCUACUUCGUCAACGAAUGACCAAUGCGGCCCGACAGAUCAUCAACGUCGUCCGGGAGCCUGGUGAGACGCCAUAUGAAUUCUCGACACACAUGGCCGAGAUGGGGGCGAUUCGGAUGUUUAUGAAGAUGAAAGCAUUUGACAAGAUUCCGUUGGAAGGAAGCAUUUCCUACGAGGAUUUGGCGGCCAGUCUCGGUGCUGAGGUGCCGCUCGUCACUCGCAUGGCUUGGAUGAUGGUGGCUACAGGUUUCCUCCAUCAAAUUGGGGAGAACCGUGUCGCACAUUCCAGGCUUUCAAAGCUCUAUGUCUCUGGAAACGCCCAAGGGGUCUUUUUCCAGAUCAUGUUCGAUGAAGCCAUGGUCCCAUGGGCCCAGUGGCCGCAAUUCUUCGCCAAGUACGGUCUGAAAGAACCCAAGUUGGGGAAUCACAAUCCCCACUCGUUCGCGUGGGGCGACCCGGACAAGAAUUUCUGGGAAGUCAUCAGCAAGGACCCGGAACGUCUGGUCGAUUUUAAUCAGAGCAUGAAUACGCUCGACGAGGUGCUGCCGGUGACGGGAAUGUACGAUUUCAGCUGGAUUGCGAAGAACACGGAAGAUCCCGAGGACAGACCGCUGAUUGUCGAUGUCGGCGGUGGCAAAGGCCAGGCCCUCAAGCGCAUCAUGGCUGCGUUUCCUGAGAUCCCGGCCAAGAGACUGGUGUUGCAGGACCGGGCACCGGUCAUUCAGGAAGUCAUUCAGGCCAACGAACCCGGCGCUCUCGUCUACUACAUCCGGCGCUGCAUGCAUGACUGGUCCGACACGAACGAUCGCAUCAUCCUCUCUCACCUCGCCGACGCCAUGGCCCCGGACUCCAGAGUCCUAAUCACCGAGCAAGUCAUGCCAAAUCCGCCCACGGCCCUGAAUGCCUGGACCGAUCUCUGCAUGAUGAACCUCGGUGGCAAGGAGCGGACCGAGAAGAUGUUCGAUGACCUGACAGCGAGUGCUGGGUUGAAGAUUAUCGGCGUGCACAAGAGCUUGGCGACUGACGUUGCGGUUAUCGAAUGCGUCAAGGUGUGA
Fonsecaea nubica is the source of this 1188-nucleotide messenger RNA. RefSeq lists its product as hypothetical. Bases 1 to 1188 code for a protein of 395 amino acids. Gene Ontology annotation, molecular function: O-methyltransferase activity. NCBI's taxonomy places the organism in Eukaryota, Fungi, Ascomycota, Eurotiomycetes, Chaetothyriales, Herpotrichiellaceae. The transcript is spliced from 6 exons. The record is from RefSeq and is a predicted model, not a curated record.